AUGGUUGCUGGAAUGCUGAUGCCCCUGAGGGAAUUGAGGGCCAUUUAUGAGGUCCUUUUUCGAGAUGGUGUCAUGGUGGCCAAGAAGGACAAGAGACCCCAGGCCAAGCACCCAGAAGUAGAAGGUGUAAGCAAUCUACAAGUAAUCCGUGCGAUGGGGUCUCUUAAGUCAAGAGGCUAUGUGAAGGAGACGUUUGCUUGGAGACAUUUCUACUGGUACCUGACCAAUGAGGGCAUUGUUUACCUGCGUGACUUCCUCCGCUUGCCCCCUGAGAUCGUCCCUGCCUCCCUGCAGAGGAUUAGGAAGCCAGCUUCAACGCUUUCUGUUGCCCAACGGGCUGCACGGGUCCAAUCUGUGGAAGGUCCAACAUCUUAUGUUCCCAAGCCAGGACGUUGGGGCGAAUCAGAGAGCCAAGAGGGACUGGCCGAACGCCAUGGCUACCGCCACAAGAUGAUGGGUCCUGGAGAAAGAGAGGGCUACUCUGAUAGGACCCCAAGAUUUCGGGGUUGUCCACAAGCUGCAGGCCCUGUCAGGCAGAGAGCAUCAUGGGAAGUUGAGGACCAGUCUCAGUCCUCAUUUAGAAAAGGGAACAGCUUCCCAAGAGAACCAGGGAUGAUGGAGGAGAGCAGGAUGAGAGCGGUUGUUCGUCAGCCUCCUAGCGCGAGCAUUGAGAGGCCAGUCGCGAGAACACAGGAGAAUAUAGUGUCUGAAGUCCAAAAGGAUAAGGCCCCAAUUACUGCCCAGGCUAAGAGAGAAGAUUUGAAGCAGGAUGUGUCACAGACAACUCUGACAUCAGUGUACUCCAAACCAGCCCUACCAUUAGCUGCUGCUGCUGUUGCUCUGGCUACAGGUGCUGCAGCAUCAAAGAUUACAGCAGAACCCUCUGCUCCCAAAACAAAUAACCAGAAGCUUAAUAUCCUAGAUGAAAAAGCUUCCAUGAAGUCUAGCAAAGUGGUAACAUACCAUUCAGCUAUCACAACACUUCCUGGUACAGAGGUCAGAGAGGAGAAGACAAAAAAGGCAAUUGUUGUGGAUCCAAUUAAAUCUGUAGAGGCCAAGGCUACAGCUGAACCAGCAAAGGCCCAAACAGUUAUUGCAGCGGCUGCUUCUCAGGAAACCGCCAAACUCUCUCCUGGAGCAGCCAGUGUUUCCCCUGUCAUCACAAAAUCUACAACUGAAGAAGCCAAGGAUGAGAAGACAAAAACACCAGUUGUUGAUCCAGUUAAACCAGCAGCAGUUAAGCCUCUAUCUAAGAAGGAAGCAAGCAAAUUGAAAGCCCAGACAGAUAUCAUAAUACCUCCUGCUCAAGAAACUCCCAAACUUCCUGCUGACAGUGCUACCACCUCCUCCGUCAUCACAAAACCUGCCAACAAAGAUGUCAAAGAGAACGAGACACCAAAUGUAGUUGCAUUGGAUCUGAUUAAACCUGCAGAGAUCAAGGCUACAGUGGAACCAACGACUGAAAAAAUCAAGUCCAAAGCAGUUAUAUCUAUGACUGCUUCUCAGGAAACCUCCAAACCCCUCACUGACACUUCCACCCCGAUCCCUGGGAUCACAAAACCUGCUGUCACUGUGGAAGUCAAGGAAGAGAAGCUUAAGGGAACAAAGGUUGAUGAGGGAUCAAUUAAACCUCCAGAAGUGAAGACCCCAGUUGAAUCUAAGAUGAAGCAUGAGAAGGCAAAGAAAGCUACCAAAGUGUCUUUCACUCAGGAUACCACCCAACCCCAACCCCAAAGUUCCACCAGUGAGUCAGAGACCGCUAAAGUGGAAGUGACGCAGGCACCCAUUGAUGCUCAAGUGACUGGAGUGAGUGUGUCGGUAAAGCCCAAACGUGAUGACAUGCCCCUGAAAACCACCAAAGUGGAAGGGGAAUCCUCAAUUCUUAAAACUUCCAUUAGUACAAAGACUUUCUCAGCACCAAGUGCAGAAGAUGCAAAAACAGUCAGAUCUACAGUGACAGAGAUUAUUACAAAACAGGAGAAAAGUGAUGUGAAGGGGAUUUCAAUUGUCAAGAAAGAAGAAAAAGUAGGGCAGGAAACACAUGAAGUGUCAGUACAGGGCCCAGCAUUAGAGCAAAAAGAUCUGUCCUCAGCCCCAUUCAGUCAGAAAGCUGAUAUGGAGGUAAUAGUGGAAACCAAGCAACUGGUUGAAGGAAGCUCUAAAUCCAAAAAGAAGAAAAAGAAAUCCCCAGGAGAGAUAUCUAAGAGUAGUACUGAUGAGGGACCACAUGGCUCAGUGCCUGAGAAGGAAAAAAUGUGUACAGACACGCCCCCUGAGGAGGAGGCAGAAACUGCCCUGCAACCCACACUCAUGCUUAACUCAGAGCCAGCAAAAGUGCCCACGUUGAAGACUGAGGGGGCAUCCCUUGUUAAGGAAAACAAGACUCAGUCUAAAAAAGAGAUCCAAGUGGGAGAAAUAAAGGCAGUCCCUAAACAAAUGGGUGGAAAGCUGAAAAUGGAGAUUCCUAAAAAAACAGAGGACCAGUGUGAUUCUGAAGUCAAAGCAUUACCAUUAGUCUCUACAGUGACCCAAGUAAAGCUUCCGGAUCAAGCAAAUGUUAAGGAACACACAGAGGGAAGCAGUGUCAAAAAGAUAACACAGGGACCAUUAUCUCCAGUGGACAAAUCAGAUGUUAAAUUGACCCACGUGGAGCAGAUGAAAUCUGAGGAAAUGACUGUUACCAAAGUGGAAACGGUGAUGGUGCAGAAAAUUACUCAUGUGCAGCAUGUGCAGGCCAGUCCUAAACCUGAGGAGAAAAGUCCUGCAACAGUCUCAGAGUCGCACAAACUCACAUCAGAGACCAAAUCCCCAGUAAGUGCAGGGAAAGCUGCAGACGAAGCUUCAAAGGGUAAAAAGAAAGGGAAAGGGAAAAAGCAGGCGCAGGCACCAGCAACAGACAACAUGACUGCAGAGUCUGUCCGUUUGCCUGAAGCCAAAACACUUCUGUCCACUGAUAUUACAUCAUUGUCCAAGAACACAGUUAAAGACAGCCCUGACAUGGCCUCUGGACUGACUGAAGAGAAUGUUUUCCCAAAGAUGACUCCUGAAAGAAUGUGCAGUGAGGAAACCAGGCAGGCAGCAGCUGUGCUCUCUGAGGCCCCUGCAGACAAAGGGGAGGUGGAGUCAGCUCCGCUCUAUGCAGAAAAAAUCAAGCGGGAGGUUCCGAAACCAAAAACAUCCUCGACUGCAAGGGAAGCACACGCAGCCGGAGAAUUAGCGUCAGCAGCACCAGCGCUAACAGCCGAGGCAGCUGUAGCUCAGGCUCAGGCCAGCCCCCUCACCAAGCGAGAGGAGCCUCCCAAAGUUGCACAACAUUCAGCCAGUCAGUCAGUAGAGCGCAGCACAGAGAAAAGGCUCUCUGUCUCUGAGGCCUUAACACAGGAGCAAGAGAAGAAGAAGGACUUGGAGGAGGACACACCCUCUGCCUCUGCCACUCCCGCAACUGCCCAGCCCGACCAGGGGGACACCUGUGAGUCUGACAACCCUGACAUUGACGCCAUGAAGAGGAAAAUUGUUGUGGUUGAAGAGAUAGUUGAGGUGAAACAUCUUGUUAGUCCUCAAGCAACAGGGGAGCAGUCACCUCCGCCCCCUGUGAUACCUGAGGAAGAUGAAGAACUGGACCUGGAUGUUCUGGAAGCCAUUGCCAUAGAGCGGGCACUGUUGUCAGGGGCACCAGAGACGCUAGUUUACGGGGCCUCACCUGAUUCAGACUGGGACCACUCACUGGAGGAUCCAGAGGAGAAGACGUGGCCUAACUUCAUUGAAGAUGAGCGAGAUCGAGUACAGAAGAAGACCUUCACAAAAUGGGUGAACAAGCACUUAAUAAAGUCACAGCGUCACGUCACAGACCUGUAUGAAGACCUUCGAGAUGGACAUAACCUGAUCUCUCUGCUGGAGGUCCUCUCCGGGGAAUCACUGCCCAGAGAGAAAGGCCGCAUGAGAUUCCACAAGCUGCAGAAUGUACAGAUAGCACUGGACUUCCUCAGACACCGGCAGGUCAAGCUGGUGAACAUCAGAAACGAUGACAUCGCAGAUGGAAACCCCAAGCUCACUUUGGGGUUGAUCUGGACCAUCAUUCUCCACUUCCAGGUCUCCUCCUCUAUCUCAGACAUCCAGAUCAAUGGUCAGUCAGAGGACAUGACGGCCAAGGAGAAGCUGCUGCUCUGGUCCCAGAGGAUGACGGACAACUACCAGGGCAUCCGCUGCGACAACUUCAGCACCAGCUGGAGGGACGGCAAGCUCUUCAACGCCGUCAUUCACAAGCACCAUCCCAGACUCAUCGACAUGGGCAAAGUGUACCGACAGACCAACCUGGAGAACCUGGAACAGGCCUUUGGUGUGGCAGAGAGAGACCUUGGAGUGACACGCCUUCUGGACCCUGAAGAUGUUGAUGUUGCACACCCUGAUGAGAAGUCCAUCAUCACUUACGUGUCAUCCUUGUAUGAUGUCAUGCCGCGGAUGGACGCACAUGAUGGCCACAGAGGAAAUGAGCUGGAGCUGCGCUGGCAGGAGUACUACGAGCUGAUAACUCUCCUGCUCCAGUGGAUCCGCCACCAUGUCAUGAUCUUCGAGGAGAGGAAGUUCCCAGCUAGCUAUGAGGAGAUUGAGCUUCUUUGGCGCCAGUUCCUGAAGUUCAAAGAGGCAGAGCUGCCGGUGAAAGAGACCGACAAGAACCGGUCCAAACACAUCUACCAGUCCUUUGAGAGCGCCGUGCAGGCCGGUCAGGUGAAGGUCCCACCAGGCUACCACCCCAUUGAUGUGGAGAAAGAAUGGGGCCGGCUUCAUGUGGCCAUCUUGGAAAGAGAGAGGCUGCUGAGGAUAGAGUUUGAGAGACUUGAGAGGCUGCAAAGGAUCGUCACUAAAGUCCAGAUGGAGACAAGGACGAGUGAUGACCAGCUUAGCCUCCUGGAGAACCUGCUGCAGACGGAUAUCCGUCUGAUGAAUGCAGGGAAACCACCUCAGCACACGGCAGAAGUGGAGAGAGAGCUGGACAAGGCUGACAACAUGAUCCGCCUGCUCUUCAAUGAUGUGCAGAUUCUCAAGGAUGGGCGCCACCCUCAGGCUGAAGAGAUGUACCGCAGGGUUUACCGCCUCCAUGAGCGUCUGGUGAACCUGCGCAGUGACUACAACCUUCGCCUGAAGUCAUCUAUGACUAAAACCACGGUUAACCUGGUGCAGACCACCCAACAAACCAUUAAGGUGCGGCCUGAGAUGGAUGAUGUCACCCUCCGCUAUGUCCAAGACCUUCUAGCCUGGGUGGAGGAGAACCAGCUGCGCAUUGAUAAGUCUGAGUGGGGCUCUGAUCUGCCCACUGUGGAGUCCCAGCUGGGGAGCCACAGAGGCCUGCACCAAACUGUGGAGGACUUCAAAUCUAAGAUUGAACGGGCCAGAGCCGACGAGAGCCAGAUUUCCCCUGUCAGCAAGGGCGCCUACAAAGACUACCUGGGCAAACUGGACCUUCAGUACGGCAAACUGCUGAACUCUUCAAAGUCUCGCCUGAGGAACUUGGAUUCACUUCAUGCCUUCGUCAGCGCCGCCACAAAGGAACUGAUGUGGUUAAACGACAAAGAAGAGGAGGAGGUCAACUUCGACUGGAGUGACAGGAACAGCAACAUGACGGCUAAAAAGGACAACUACUCGGGUCUGAUGCGAGAGCUGGAGUUGAGGGAGAAGAAGGUCAAUGACAUCCAGGCCUUAGGAGACAGACUUGUCAAAGAUGGACAUCCUGGCAAGAAGACAGUCGAGUCCUUCACAGCUGCCCUGCAGACUCAGUGGAGCUGGAUCCUGCAGCUGUGCUGCUGCAUUGAGGCUCAUCUUAAAGAAAACACAGCCUACUACCAGUUCUUUGCUGAUGUUAAAGAUGCUCAGGACAAGAUGAAGAAGAUGCAGGAGAACAUGAAAAAGAAAUACAGCUGCGAUCGCUCCACUACAGCCACCCGUCUGGAGGAUCUGCUGCAGGAUGCUUCGGAGGAGAAAGAACAGCUGAAUGAAUAUAAGACGCUUGUCACCGGCCUGAACAAGAGAGCCAAAUCCAUCAUCCAGCUGAAACCACGAAACCCAACCACAUCCAUUAAAGGCAAACUGCCCAUUCAGGCUGUCUGUGACUUCAAACAGCAAGAGAUCACCGUCCACAAAGGAGACGAGUGUGCGCUCCUCAACAACUCCCAGCCCUUCAAGUGGAAGGUCCUGAACCGCUCCGGAAACGAGGCCGUGGUGCCCUCCGUCUGCUUCUUGGUGCCUCCCGUUAACAAGGAGGCUGUGGAUGGUGUGAACAGCCUGGAUACAGGUCAUCAGCAGAUGGUGACGCUGUGGCAGACGCUCCACAUAGACAUGAAGAGCUUGCUGUCAUGGCAGUACCUGAUGAGAGACUAUACACAGAUCCGCACCUGGAACAUCACCACAUUGAAGACCAUGAAACCAGAGGAAUACAGGCUGAUCAUGAGAAACCUGGAGCUCCACUACCAGGACUACAUGCGCGACAGCCAGGACUCGCAGCUCUUUGGCCCAGAUGACCGCAUGCAGAUCGAGGAGGACUACUCCAAGUCUACCCAGCAUUUCGACGGCCUGCUCCGCUCCAUGGAGAAAGGUCAACAGAACGAAUCCCUGUGUAAGAACUACAUCUCUGAGAUAAAGGACCUGCGUCUGCGCAUCGAGGACUGUGAAACUGGGACUGUGGCUCGCAUACGCAGACCUGUGGAGAAGGAACCUCUGAAAGAGUGUAUCCAGAAGAACACAGAGCAGAAGAAAGUCCAGGUGACGCUCGAUGGCCUCAAGAAAGACCUGAACAAGGUUUCUGCAAAGACAGAAGAAGUCUUGGCCUCUCCGCAGCAGUCCGCCUCAGCUCCCGUCCUGCGCUCAGAGCUUGACGUCACCGUGCAGAAGAUGGAUCAUGCCCACAUGCUUUCCUCCGUUUAUCUGGAUAAGCUGAAGACCGUGGAAAUGGUGAUUCGUAACACACAGGGUGCUGAGGGAGUUCUCAAGCAGUACGAGGACUGCUUGCGUGAGGUUCACACUGUGCCCAGUGAUAUCAAGGAAGUGGAGACUUACAGAUCAAAGCUUAAGAAAAUGCGUGCUGAAGCCGAGGGUGAGCAGCCGGUGUUCGACUCUCUGGACGAGGAGCUGAAGAAGGCCUCCAAAGUGAGCGACAAGAUGUCCCGCGUGCACAGCGAGCGCGACGCCGAGCUGGACCACUACCGCCAGCAGCAGUCUAGUCUCCAGGAUCGCUGGAAGGCCGUGUUCACGCAGGUGGACCUUCGCCAGAGAGAGCUGGACCAGCUUGGCCGUCAACUUGGCUACUACCGUGAGAGCUACGAUUGGCUGAUCCGCUGGAUUGGCGACGCCAAGGAAAGGCAGGAGAAGAUCCAGGCGGUGCCCAUCACUGACAGCAAAACCCUGAAGGAGCAGCUGACCCAGGAGAAGAAACUGCUGGAGGAGAUUGAGGGCAACAAGGACAACGUUGAUGAAUGUCAAAAGUAUGCUAAGGCAUACAUUGAUUCUAUCAAGGACUACGAACUCCAGUUGGUCGCCUACAAAGCCCAGGUGGAGCCACUUGCUUCUCCAUUGAAGAAAACCAAAAUGGACUCUGCUUCUGACAACAUCAUUCAGGAGUAUGUAACUCUGAGGACCAGGUACAGUGAGCUGAUGACUCUGACUAGUCAGUACAUCAAGUUCAUCACUGACACACAGCGCCGCUUGGACGACGAGGAGAAAACUGCAGAGAAACUCAAAGCGGAAGAGCAGAAAAAAAUGGCCAAGAUGCAGGCUGAGUUAGACAAACAAAAGCAGUUAGCUGAAGCUCAUGCAAAGGCCAUUGCCAAAGCUGAGAAAGAAGCUAAAGAGCUGAAGCUCAGAAUGCAGGAAGAAGUGAGCAGGAGAGAAGUUGCUGCUGUAGAUGCAGAAAAGCAAAAGCAGAACAUCCAGCUUGAACUCCAUGAGCUCAAAAACCUGUCGGAGCAGCAGAUUAAGGACAAGAGCCAACAGGUGGACGAAGCGCUUCAAAGCAGGGGCAAGAUUGAAGAGGAAAUCCGUAUCGUCAGGCUCCAACUGGAGACGACAGUCAACCAGAAGUCCACUGCAGAAUCUGAGCUCAAGCAGCUUCGUGACAGAGCAGCUGAGGCUGAAAGGCUUCGAAAGGCCGCGCAGGAAGAAGCCGAGAAGCUCCGCAAACAAGUCAGUGAGGAGACACAGAAAAAACGCAUGGCAGAGGAGGAACUCAAGCGCAAGUCUGAGGCCGAGAGGGAAGCUGCUAAGCAAAAGCAAAGAGCACUUGAAGACCUUGAAAACCUCAAGAUGCAAGCAGAGGACGCUGAAAGGCAGGUCAAGCAAGCAGAAAUUGAAAAAGAGAAACAAAUCAAAGUUGCUCAAGUCGCAGCCCAGAAGAGCGCUUCGGCUGAGCUCCAGAGCAAGCACCUUUCCUUCGUGGAAAAGACCUCAAAGCUGGAAGCGUCACUCAAACAAGAGCAUGGCACCGUCCUCCAGCUGCAACAAGAAGCCGAACGUCUCAAGAAGCAACAAGAGGAAGCCGAAUUUGCCAGAGAAGACGCAGAAAAAGAGCUGGAGAAAUGGAGGCAGAAAGCCAACGAGGCUCUCCGUCUGAGACUGCAGGCCGAGGAAGAAGCUCACAAAAAGAGCCUCGCUCAGGAAGACGCUGAAAAGCAAAAGGAUGAGGCCGAGCGCGAGGCUAAAAAGAGAGCCAAAGCCGAAGACUCCGCCCUGAAGCAGAAAGACAUGGCUGAGAAAGAGCUCGAGAGGCAGAGGAAGAUCGCCGAGAGCACCGCUCAGCAGAAGCUCACUGCAGAGCAGGAGCUGAUUCGUCUUCGCGCAGACUUUGACAACGCAGAGCAGCAGAGAUCCCUCCUUGAAGAUGAACUUUACCGUCUGAAGAACGAAGUCGUCGCAGCUCAACAAGACAGGAAACUGCUGGAGGAUGAACUGGCCAAAGUGAGGAGUGAAAUGGAUGUACUCGUUCAGCUUAAAUCCAAGGCAGAGAAGGAGACCAUGUCCAACACAGAGAAGAGCAAACAGCUCCUCGAGGCCGAAGCCACCAAGAUGAAGGACCUAGCCGAGGAAGCAAGCAAGCUCAGGGCCAUCGCGGAGGAGGCGAAACAUCAGAGACAGGUCGCUGAGGAGGAGACAGCUCGCCAGAGAUUGGAGGCUGAGAGGAUCCUGAAAGACAAGCUUGCUGCGAUCAGCGACGCUACUCGUAUGAAAACAGAGGCUGAAAUCGCCCUGAAGGAGAAGGAGGCAGAAAACGAAAGACUCCGCAGGCAUGCCGAGGAUGAGGCUUACCAGAGGAAGGCUCUGGAAGACCAGGCCAACCAGCACAAGCAAGAGAUCGCGGAGAAGAUAGUACAGCUGAAAAAAUCCUCAGAGGCUGAAAUGGAUAGACAGAAGGCGAUCGUGGACGACACGCUCAAACAGAGACGAGUUGUAGAAGAAGAGAUCAGAAUUCUCAAAGUCAACUUUGAAAAAGCUUCGUCUGGAAAACUUGACCUGGAGCUCGAACUCAACAAACUCAAGAACAUCGCAGAGGAAACUCAACAAAGCAAACUUAGAGCAGAAGAGGAGGCGGAGAAACUAAGGAAGCUUGCCCUUGAGGAGGAGAAGAGGAGGAGAGAAGCAGAGGAGAAGGUCAAGAAGAUCGCAGCUGCAGAGGAAGAGGCAGCCAGGCAGCGCAAAGCAGCCCUAGACGAACUGGAUCGCCUGAAAAAGAAAGCCGAAGAAGCCAGGAAGCAGAAAGAAGAGGCUGACAAAGAGGCGGAAAAACAGAUUGUUGCGGCCCAACAAGCAGCGCUGAAAUGCAACGCGGCAGAGGAGCAAGUCCAAAGUGUCCUCGCUCAACAGAAGGAAGACACCAUGAUGCAGAAGAAGAUGAAGGAGGAGUUUGAAAAAGCCAAGAAGCUCGCCAAACAGGCCGAGGCUGCAAAGGAGAAGGCAGAGACAGAAGCAGCUCUCCUCCGUCAACAAGCAGAGGAAGCAGAACGACAGAGGGCGGCCGCCGAGCAAGAGGCAGCAAACCAAGCCAAAGCCCAGGAGGACGCUGAGAGGCUGAGGAAGGAAGCUGAAUUUGAAGCUGCCAAGCGAGCACAGGCAGAAGCUGCGGCGCUCAAGCAGAAGCAGCAAGCUGACGCUGAAAUGGCAAAGCACAAAAAACUGGCAGAGCAGACAUUAAAACAGAAGUUCCAAGUGGAGCAAGAGCUCACAAAGGUUAAACUGAAGCUCGAUGAGACGGAUAAACAGAAGUCUGUCCUGGACGAUGAGCUGCAGCGCUUGAAGGAUGAAGUCGAUGAUGCCGUCAAACAAAGGGCCCAGGUCGAGGAGGAGCUGUUCAAAGUCAGGGUCCAGAUGGAGGAGCUACUCAAACUGAAGAUCAAAAUGGAGGAGGAAAAUCAACGCCUCAUCAAGAAAGACAAGGACAACACGCAGAAAUUCCUGGCUAAGGAGGCUGACAGCAUGAAGAAGCUUGCAGAGGAUGCAGCUAGACUCAGUGUAGAGGCCCAAGAGGCUGCGCGCUUGAGGCAGGCCGCAGAGGACGACCUGAAUCAGCAAAGAGCUAUUGCAGAUAAAAUGCUGAAAGAGAAAAUGCAGGCCAUACAAGAGGCAUCUAAACUCAGAGCUGAGGCGGAGAUGCUCCAAAGGCAGAAGGACCUGGCUCAGGAGCAGGCACAGAAGCUGCUGGAGGAUAAACAACUGAUGCAGCAGCGCCUGGAGGAGGAAACAGAGGAGUACCAGAAGUCGCUUGAAGCAGAGAGGAAAAGGCAGUUGGAGAUCAUUGCAGAGGCGGAAAAACUCAAACUUCAAGUUUCUCAGCUCAGUGAAGCCCAGGCCAAAGCCGAGGAGGAGGCUAAGAAGUUCAAGAAACAAGCGGAUACUAUCGCUUCCCGUCUUCAUGAGACCGAAAUAGCCACCAAAGAAAAAAUGACGGCAGUGGAAAAACUGGAGGUUGACAGAAAAAACACCAGCAAAGAGGCAGACACCUUACGCAAAGCUAUUGCAGACCUAGAAAACGAGAAGGCUAGACUGAAAAAGGAGGCUGAAGAACUACAAAAUAAGUCUAAAGAGAUGGCUGACGCACAGCAGAAACAAAUUGAGCAUGAGAAGACAGUCCUGCAACAGACGUUCCUGACAGAAAAGGAGAUGCUGUUAAAGAAGGAGAAACUAAUCGAAGAUGAGAAAAAGAGGCUGGAGAGCCAGUUUGAAGAGGAACUCAAAAAGGCUCAAGCUCUCAAAGAAGAACAAGAACGCCAAAAACGGCAGAUGGAGGAGGAGAAGAAGAAACUCCAGGCUAACAUGGAUGCAGCCCUCAACAAACAAAAAGAAGCUGAGAAAGAGAUGCUUAACAAGCAAAAAGAAAUGCAAGAACUAGAAAAGAAGAGAUUAGAGCAGGAAAAAGUUCUUGCAGAAGAGAACCAGAAACUGCGUGAGCAGCUGCACCAGCUUGAGGAAGCAAAGAAAGACCAAAAGAGCAACAUUCCAGACAAAGAGCUCAUCCAAGUUACAAAUGUGAGGACAACAGGGUCAGUUUUCAAUGGUCAAAAUACAGGCGAUUUGAUGGACGGUGCAGAGAAGAAACCAGAUCCCUUAUCUUUUGAUGGCAUCCGUGAAAAGGUACCUGCCAGUAGACUUCAUGAGGUUGGUCUUUUGCCCAAGAAGGACUUUGACAAGCUGAAAAAUGGCAAAACAACUGUGCAACAGCUUGGUGAGCGUGAAAAUCUGAAAAGAACUCUUAAAGGGAAAGACUGCAUUGCUGGUGUUUUGUCGCCAUCCAAACAGAAGAUGUCAAUCUACCAAGCAUCAAAGGAAAAGAAGAUUACUCCUGGCACAGCCAUGGUCCUACUUGAAGCGCAGGCAGCCACAGGUUACAUUAUAGAUCCUAUCAAGAACCAGAAACUGACUGUCAAUGAGGCUGUCAAAGAAGGCGUGAUUGGCCCUGAACUGCACAACAAAAUGCUGUUAGCUGAGAGGGCAGUUAUUGGCUACAAAGAUCCAUACACUGGUGGAAAGAUCUCGGUCUGUGAAGCAAUGAAGAAAGGUUUGAUCGAGCAUGACCAUGCCAUCAGAAUCCUUGAGGCACAGAUUGCAACCGGUGGUGUCAUCGACCCCAUCAACAGUCAUCGUGUACCCAAUGAAAUUGCCUACAAGCAGGGACAAUAUGAUGCAGAAAUGAACAAAAUCAUGGAGAAGCCCACAGAUGAUACAAAGGGAUACUUUGACCCCAGCACUCAGGAACCUUUGACAUAUGCUGAGCUAAUGACCAGAUGCACAACUGACCCUGACACCGGUCUGCCACUCCUGCCAAUUACAGACAAAGCUGCCCAGUGCUCAAGUAUGUACACAGAGGAGGAGACAAAGGAUGUGUUCAGCAAAACCACUGUGUCUGUGCCAUUUGGAAAGUUCAAAGGAAAGACUGUCACCAUUUGGGAAAUAAUCAACUCUGAGUACUUCACUGAAGAUCAAAAGAAGGACCUCCUCCGUCAAUACAAGACAGGCAAAAUCACAAUUGAAAAGAUCAUAAAGAUUGUGAUUACUGUGGCAGAGGACAAAGAGAAGAAGAAUGAAAUUGCCUUUGAUGGUCUGAGAGCACCUGUACCUGCCACUGAGCUCCUUGAGUCCAAAAUCAUUGAUAAAGAUCUGUACAAUAAGUUGCACAAGGGCAAUAAGACAGUCAAAGAGGUGUCUCAAAUGGAGCCUGUCCACAAAGCACUGAAGGGCACAAAUGGCAUUGCCGGUGUAGUCAUUGACUCAUCUCAGGAGACUAUGUCAUUCUACCAAGCUAUGAAGAAAGACAUGAUGAGAGCAGGACCAGCCUUGCAUAUGCUUGAAGCCCAAGCAGGAACAGGUUACGUGGUUGACCCUGUUAAGAAUCAGAAGUACACCGUUGAUGAAGCUGUCAAAGCCGGUGUUGUUGGUCCUGAGCUGCAUGAGAAACUCCUGUCAGCAGAACGCGCUGUAACAGGCUACAAAGAUCCUUACACAGGAAAAACUGUGUCUCUGUUCCAAGCAAUGAAAAAGGAUCUCAUACCAAAAGAACAAGGAAUACGCCUGCUCGAUGCCCAAUCAACCACCGGUGGCAUUAUCGAUCCUGUAAAGAGCCUCCGCAUCCCUCACGAUGUGGCAUGCAAGAGAAACUACUUUGAUGAUGAGAUGAAACAGCUCCUCGCCAAGCCCACUGAUGAAACUAAAUGCUUCUAUGACCCCAACGCAAAAGAAAAUGUCACAUACUCAGAGCUCUUCAAGAGAUGCGUCCCUGACAAGAAAACUGGUCUCCCACUUCUGCCUCUCUCUGACGAUGCAAUCAAUGCAAAGGAAGAGCCAGCCUUCACUGAGGCCCAGACUAAAGAGGCUAUGACUCAGGCAACUGUUGAGCUUGACUCUGGACCAUUUAAGGGCAAGAAGAUGACCAUCUGGGAUAUCCUCAACUCUGAGUAUCUCACUGAGGAGCAAAGGCUCGACCUGUUAAGACAGUUCAGAUCAGGAAAGAUUACAAUUGAAAAAUUAAUCAAAAUUGUAAUCACAGUUGUAAAUGAGAAAGAGGCCAAGAAACAAGAACAGUCCAGCUUCAAGGGGCUCAGAUCUCCUGUCCCUGCUAGCUCGCUGUAUGAUUCCAAAAUUAUUGAUAAAAAAACCUUUGACAAUCUUAAACAAGGCAAGACAACACCUAAAAAAGUCAGCGAGAAUCCAGAUGUCAAUAAAUACCUGCAAGGCUCUGAUAGCAUAGCUGGCAUCUACCUGGAGCCCACAAAAGAGACAGUGAGCAUCUACCAGGCUAUGAAGAAGAAGCUCCUCAGACACAACACAGGUCUUUCACUGCUUGAGGCCCAGGCUGCCACUGGAUUCCUUGUAGAUCCCGUAAAGAACCAGUGUGCAUCAGUGGAUGAGGCAGUGAAGUCCGGCCUUGUUGGCCCAGAGCUGCAUGAAAAACUCCUCUCUGCAGAAAAGGCUGUCACUGGCUAUAAAGACCCAUUCACAGGCAACAAAAUCUCCCUCUGUGAAGCAAUGCAAAAAGAUCUCAUCUUGAAGGAGCAUGCCAUGCCCCUACUGGAAGCACAGAUGGUUAGCGGAGGAAUCAUCGACCCUGUGAACAGCCAUCGUGUCCCAACUGAUGCGGCAUAUCAGAAGAAGAUUCUCACCAAAGAAAUCGCCAAAACCCUCUCUGAACCGUCUGAUGAUAACAAGGCUUUCUCAGAUCCAGAGUCUGAUGAGAACGUUACCUACAGACAGCUUAAAGACAAGUGCCAAAGAGAUCCAGAGACGGGUCUGAACAUCCUUCCACUCUCAAAGCCUCAGUCUCCAACUGUUGUUGAGAAGACAUACCUCUACACAGAGGAACAAACACAGAGUGAUCUGAUCAACACCCAAAUUGACAUCCCAAUUGAGGGUCUUGCAGACCAAUCAAUGAACCUCUGGGAUAUCAUGAACUCCAAUUUACUUCCAGAGCAGGAGAGGCAGAAACUCAUUGAUGAAUACCGCUCUGGAAAAAUCACCAAAGAGCGCAUGAUAAUCAUUAUUAUCGAGAUCAUGGAGCAGAGAGAGGUCGUCAGGGAUAGUCCACUGACAUGUAAAACUAUAAGGAGAAGGAUCACUAUUGAGGAGCUCUACAAUGCUCGCAUCAUUGACUUGGAGACAUACAACCUCCUUAAACAGGGCAAGAGGGACAUCCAUGACAUUAUGGAGAUGACCAGUGUGAAGCAGUAUCUCUAUGGCACAGGAUGUGUUGCUGGGGUCACAACUGACACAUCCAAGAUAAGCAUAUACCAAGCAAUGAAGAGAGGUUUCCUUAAACCAGAAAUCGCACUCAGCCUCCUAGAAGCACAAGCUGCGACAGGAUUCAUUGUUGAUCCAGUUAAAAAUGAAACCCUCACUGUGGAUGAAGCUGUUCGUAAAGGUGUCGUCGGCCCUGAGAUCCACGAUAAGCUUCUUUCAGCUGAGAGAGCAGUCACCGGAUACAAAGACCCAUACAGUGGGAAAGUCAUCUCUCUUUUCCAGGCCAUGAAAAAAGAUCUUGUUCCAGAGGAUUAUGCUCUGAAAAUGUUGGAGGCACAAACAUCCACCGGUGGUAUUAUUGAUCCUGAGUUCCAGUUCCACCUGCCAGCAGACAUUGCCAUGCAAAGAAGCUACAUUAACAAGGAGACCAAUGAGAAGCUGACUGAUGAUGUCAAGGGAUUUGUUGACCCUGUCACUGAAGAGGAUGUGUCCUAUGCAGAGCUGCUCAAGAGAUGCAAGUUGGAUGGUGGAUUGCGCCUACUCUCUCUUGGAGACAAGAGGUUGAUGUUCAAGGGUCUGAGGAAACAGAUCACAAUGGAGGAGCUGCUCCGCUCACAAAUUAUUGACCAGCAGACUGUCACUGACCUGAACCAAGGUCUAAUUACAGUGGAGGAGGUUAGCGAUAAACUAUCCAGAUACCUUGAGGGCACAAGCUGUAUUGCUGGCGUAUUCUUAGAGUCCUCAAAGGAACGUCUAUCUAUUUACCAGGCAAUGAAAAAGAACAUGAUCAGGCCAGGCACAGCAUUUGAACUUCUUGAGGCCCAGGCAGCCACAGCGUAUGUCAUUGAUCCAAUCAAGAACCUCAAACUGACUGUCAAUGAGGCAGUGAAAAUGGGAAUUGUAGGACCUGAAUUCAAAGACAAGCUCCUCUCUGCUGAGCGUGCAGUGACAGGAUACAGAGAUCCUUAUUCAGGCAAAACGAUCUCCCUGUUCCAGGCCAUGAAGAAGGGGCUCAUUCUGAAAGACCACGGUAUCCGACUCUUGGAGGCACAGAUUGCCACAGGUGGCAUCAUUGACCCUGAGGAAAGUCAUCGUCUGCCAGUUGAGGUGGCCUACAAACGUGGCUUCUUUGACGAGGAAAUGAAUGAGAUCCUGACAGAUCCAUCUGAUGACACCAAAGGCUUCUUUGAUCCCAACACAGAGGAAAAUCUAACCUACCUCCAGCUCAUGGAUAGAUGCAUCACAGAUCCUGACACCGGCCUGUCACUCCUGCUACUGAAAGAAAAGAAGCGGGAAAGAAAGACCUCCUCCAAAUCCUCAGUUCGUAAACGCAGAGUUGUCAUCGUAGACCCAGAGACCGGGAAAGAAAUGACUGUGUAUGAGGCCUACAGGAAGGGACUCAUUGAUCAUCAGACCUACUUGGAGCUUGCUGAGCAAGAGUGUGAAUGGGAAGAGAUCACAAUGACCUCCUCUGAUGGCACUGUCAAAUCCAUCAUCAUUGACAGGCGGUCAGGGAGACAGUAUGAUGUUGAUGAUGCUCUUAACCGUGGACUCAUCGAUCAGAAUGCUCUUGAUACAUACAGAUCCGGAAACCUGGCCAUUACAGAAUUUGCUGACAUGCUUUCUGGAAAUGUGGGAGGCCUCCGCUCACGCUCAUCCUCCUUUGGUUCCACCACUGGUUCCACCUACUCCUCUCCAAUGAGCCCCGUACCCUCCAUUAAACCACCUGCAAUCAUAUGGAAUGAUCCAUCAGAGGUGACUUGCCCUGUAGCUGGGAUCUUAGACAUAGACACACUGGAGAAGGUGUCUAUUACUGAGGCCAUACACAGAAACCUGGUUGACAACAUCUCAGGCCAAAGACUGCUGGAAGCUCAAGCCUGCACAGGAGGUAUUAUUGACCCCGCAACUGGAGAAAGGUUCUCAGUUGCUGAGGCCACAGAGAAAGGCCUAGUGGACAAAAUCAUGGUUGAUCGCCUCAACCUGGCUCAAAAAGCAUUCAAUGGAUUUGAAGACCCUAAAUCAAAGGUCAAGAUGUCUGCAUCCCAGGCUCUCAAGAAAGGCUGGUUAUACUAUGAGGCUGGGCAACGUUUCCUUGAGGUCCAAUAUCUGACUGGUGGACUUAUUGAGCCUGAUAUUGAAAACAGAGUGCCAAUAGAUGAAUCCAUAAAGAAGGGCACAAUUGAUGCCAGAACUGCCCAGAAACUAAGAGAUGUCACUUCAUAUUCUAAAUACCUGACGUGUCCCAAAACCAAACUAAAGAUCUCCUUUAAAGAAGCCAUGGACAAAAGCAUGAUUGAGGAAGGAUCCGGCCUGAGGCUUCUUGAGGCCUCCUCAACAUCCAGCAAAGGCCUGUACAGUCCCUACAAUGCAAGUGGUCCUGGAUCUGCCUAUGGCUCUCGGACCGGCUCAAGGACUGGAUCUCGAACAGGCUCCAGGAGAGGCAGCAUUGAUGCUGGCUCUGGCUUCAGCAUGAACUUCUCAUCGUCUUCCUACACAUCCUCUUCAACUGGCUACGGCCGCAGAUUCUAGUUAGCUAGUUCUGUUCCUAACAACUUUUUACUUAGGCCCAAAAACAGUAAUGCACCUGAAAAGAAAUAUUUACAUUAACAGACAAAUAUGAUUUAUUUAUUCUACCCUGCAAAUGGUCACAGAACUACAUAGCUUACUGAAUUUUUAUCAAAUAUAAAUGAUGUCUAAACACGUGCCUCAACUAUGGAGACAUAACAAGCAUUGCUAGAUAUAGAGGACAUUCAUUUUCAUAGUAUUGAUCACCAAGUUUAUAUUUUCCAAAGCAUGAAAUCUGUGCUGUUUUUUUAAAGUGACCUUAUAGUUUUCAUUUCACACUAGUGAAAAAGUUGUACACUUGUGCUUUCUGAAACUAAUAUAUAGUGUAUGUAUGUCAAACAGAAAUAUUUUUCCAGAAUAACUUCUUUCCUUUUAAAUUGUCUAUUUUGUAUGACAGUGCUACUUCAGAAGAAACUGUACGUCAACUUAGUUCAAUACUAACAGGUUAAGAAAUACAUAGAUGCCUUCAAAUUUCUGACUUUUUGUACAGAGUAUGGACAGAUUUUGUUAAUGUUUUUAUUUGAAAUGUUUCCUUACUACAUAUCAUACCGAGUCAGACACUACAAAAGGAGACACUAAAGAAAUGCAACACUGAAAAAAGUGCCAGAAUUAAAAACAAGCAGACUGUUCUGAAUCUAAUUUCAUAUCUGUCAUUACUUUGUACUUGUUACAAAUUUUAUUUUGUGGACUUAUGCAUCCUUUGACUUCAUUAAGCCAUUGUUUUACACACUCCAAGUUUUGGAUUCUUUAUAAUCACCAUCCACCAAGUGUCCCUGGUAAAUCCCAAGAUGAUGUCAGAAUUGAUCCUGAACCCCAUACAGACCUGCCUCCUGUUAUUUUGGUUCUUCUGCCUCAGUCCCUCAGAAUCCAACAUAUGACAGAUGUGGAUCAGCAGCUGGCUGGAGCCACUCCCUUCAAUUUGGAUGGUUUGGGGAGUCCAUGUCAUCCUCCUCCAGUUGCACAGAUCUGCCAUGUCCUUUCUUCCAUUGCACGUCAUAUAUGAAGAAAACAGAGGCUGAACCAACCUGACAUCAUCUUGGGAUGCUUUUUAGAGACACUCUUCAUUCAUGACCUUUUUUUCAUAUAUUUAUUACUUGAAUGCUUAAUGUGCUUUUAUGCUGUGAUAUCUUUACUUUUUUUAGAGAACACUCCCAAAGCAAACUGUAUUUUGUCAUUUGAAUUGAGAUUAUAGUGGCAGAACAGCAUGUCUUCAUAAAUUUGAUCCUAAGUCCACUGAGUAUAUUUUUGUAUUAUCUCUCAGUAAAUUGAAUCUAACCAAAGUGGUAAUAAGACACACUUGGUUUUUGACAUAUUUGAUAAAGAACCACAUUGCAUGAAUGUAUGUAUCACAUAUAUCAGUUCAUUUCAGUUGACAUUUUGCCACGUUUUUCCUUUAAGUUUUAUUUUGCUCAGUUAUUUUUCACUGCAAGUGUUUCUUUAUGUAUCUCUAACGUGUUUUACCUCUGUAAAUCUUUUUAUUUUUUAUUUGCCUUGCAUGCGUAACCACAUUUAUAAAGGAUAUUUGGGAAAUAUGUUAGUGUAAAAUAGCAAAGGACAACAGCAGAUGUCACUGUCCUGAUUUCCAUCUACGUAAAAUGUAGAAGUUCACAAACUAACUGGUUCGCUUUGCUUAUGAGGCAGAUUUUGCUUUGAAUGAUGUGGUGAGUGGAUUUUGAUGUACUUAAUGAAAAUAACACUAUGUUGUAAAUAAAUAUGCUCUGGAGAGA
Molecule: messenger RNA, 18995 nt
Organism: Notolabrus celidotus (New Zealand spotty)
Lineage: Eukaryota; Metazoa; Chordata; Actinopteri; Labriformes; Labridae
Product: plectin-like
Exons: 35
Coding region: 1-17232 (5743 amino acids)
Biological process (GO): intermediate filament cytoskeleton organization; wound healing; hemidesmosome assembly
Cellular component (GO): focal adhesion; cytoplasm; sarcolemma
Molecular function (GO): cadherin binding; structural constituent of cytoskeleton; ankyrin binding
Source: RefSeq, a predicted model, not a curated record